AUGAACCGCCGUUCGACUGCUCUCAUCGUCAUUCUCUCGCUCCUGGCUAUCUUCGUCACCAAUACGUUGGCUCAGGAUGAUGGUACACCAAUUCCGGAUGACACACCACCGGCAGCACCUGAGGGAGCUAAGGUUCCACCGCCUCUAGGUGACGAUCAAAAUGCAAAGAAACCAAGUGGUGAUAAUCCUGGAACCGAGGCCCCCUCAGAGACAGUAACAGAAGGACUGCCAGAGGGCACCUCGCCAGGCAACUCGGGAGUCACUUAUCCUGUGAUUGAGCCAUUGCCACUGCCGUGA
Molecule: messenger RNA, 297 nt
Organism: Caenorhabditis briggsae
Lineage: Eukaryota; Metazoa; Nematoda; Chromadorea; Rhabditida; Rhabditidae
Exons: 2
Coding region: 1-297 (98 amino acids)
Source: RefSeq, a predicted model, not a curated record